CUUUCCAAUAAAUUGUGUAAUAAAUGUUAUUUCUAAAAUAAUGUUUAAAAUUUGUAUCUUUAUAUUAACCAAAUCAAACACAUGUGGCGAGAUAAAAAUAGUUUUAUGAUAUCAGCCAAAAUAAAAGAUAGCACAUUUAAUCUGAAUGUUAGAUAGUUUUAUAUAAAUUGGUUUCCGCCAGUAGAGGCGCUCUAACAACCGAAGCAAUGACACACAUCCGAGUCUAGGAGAAGAAGAGAAGUGAGUGAGGGGAGGGAAGGGAACAUAAACAUGAGAAGUGAAACACAGCCGUUCAUUCUGCUCUAAAUCUGCUGUUAUCAGACUGAGAAGAAGAAGCAAGCAGGAGGAAUUACUCCAGGAGAAACUACGAACAUACUAUUGUAAAGAUGGAGAUUAAGGAAGAACCCUGCAGAAUAAAAGAGGAAGAUAUUGAGGAACAAAUAGGAGAAGAAGAAGCAAGCAGGGGGAAUUACUCCAGGAGAAAAUACAGACAUACUAUUGUAAAGAUGGAGAUUAAGGAAGAACCCUGCAGAAUAAAAGAUGAAGAUACAGAGGAACAAAUAGGAGAAGAAGAAGCAAGCAGGAGGAAUUACUCCAGGAGAAACUACAGACAUACUAUUGUAAAGAUGGAGAUUAAGGAAGAACCCUGCAGAAUAAAAGAUGAAGAUACAGAGGAACAAAUAGGAGAAGAAGAAGCAAGCAGGUGCAACUACAGACAUACUAUUGUAAAGAUGGAGAUUAAGGAAGAACCCUGCAGAAUAAAAGUUGAAGAUACAGAGGAACAAAUAGGAGAAGAAGAAGCAAGCAGGUGCAACUACGAACAUACUAUUGGUAAGAUGGAGAUUAAGGAAGAACCCUGCAGAAUAAAAGAUGAAGAGACAGAGGAACAAAUAGGAGAAGAAGCAAGCAGGAGGAAUUAUUCCAGGAGAAACUACGGACAUACUAUUGUAAAGAUGGAGAUUAAGGAAGAACCCUGCAGAAUAAAAGAUGAAGAUACAGAGGAACAGAUAGAACCAAUGGAAAUGAACGAAGACAAACAUCAGUUUCAAAAACCUCAGCAUUUCAAAAAUGAAGAUGGAAACGCAGUCUUUCAACUGACCGAAAAGUAUUUCACUCAAAAACGAGCUCGAAAAACUGGAUCUUUUACCUGCUCUGAGUGUGGAAAGACUUGCACACAAAAAUCAGGCCUUGAGAAACACAUGAGAAUUCACACUGGAGAAAAACCGUUUACAUGCACUCAUUGUGGAAAGAGUUUCACUCAGAACAGUAAUUUCAGAGAUCAUCUGCGCCGUCACUCUGUAGUGAGAUCAUUCAGCUGUGAUCAGUGUGAUAAAACAUUUGUUGUGGAAUCAAACUUAAAAAAACACCUUAUAGUUCAUACUGGUGUGAGGCCUCACUUUUGUUCUUUUUGUGGAAAGAGUUUUUCACGACUACAACCUUUAAAAGAGCACGAGCGUAUUCAUACUGGUGUGAGACCUUAUGUGUGCUUUGACUGUGGGAAGAGCUUCACUACAUCCACCCACUUAAAAAAACACCAGAGAGUUCAUACUGGGCAGACACCAAAAACAAGUGUUCACACUGUGGAAGAAGAUUCACCGAAUCAUCUAGUCUAUGAUGUCAUGAGAGGAAGCUUUGCCUGAAGUCGUCUCAUCUAAGUGAACUAAGUUCACUUCACGUCCAUGAUUUAAAAAUAUUGUACUUACAAAUAAAUUGACAUUCAGAUUGAUUUAAUAGCGUGAUUAAAUCUACAGGUUAAAUUAGUAGUGAAGUGUGAAUCUGGUGAUAGUUUGAUUAAGAAUUGGGCUUCUCUUUUCCCAACCGCUGUAACAUGAUUUAUGAUAAGAUUCAACUUUCCAACAGUUGUUUUGCAUUAAAAGAUUUCUAAUGUUUUUCUGGUGAACUGGUGAGAUUCAAUUUUUUUCUUCUGUUUUAGAUUUAACGUUGUCCUAUAAUGUCCCUUUUUAUCAAAUGUAAAAUCUGAUAUCAGAUUGUGUAUGUGAAGUUGUAGCACAGAUCCUUUUUUAUAGCAUGUUAGAAUUGUCACUUUAUGAGUGUGCGAAAAAAGCCCUUUUUUGUGUGUCCUCUUAAAUGCAAAUGAGCUGCUGCUCCCGCCCACUUUCAAUUAUAAGGACGGGCUUCAAGAGCUCAUGUGUUAACAGCCUCUUAUGAAUAAAACGGAGUCUCACAAUGAUGGAGAGACUCAAGAAAAAGUGACAUGUAGAAUGCAACUGAACAUUAGUUGAUGAAUUUAUGUAGCUGAUGUGGAGUAAACUAUCUUCAAGUGAUUGGUAAGCAGAUUUUGUCAUGUUAUUGUAUAAUUCGCUCUUGUGGGAGCUGUUGUAAGAUGCCUAUGAGCCUGAGAAUAUAUGCUGCAUGAAGAUAGAACAGGUUUAGUUAUGGUUGUAACUUGAGUUGUCAUUGCUUUUAUGACAUGCUUUUGCUAAGAAACAAACCUUGUAUUAUUUUGCAUGUUAUCACUGUGAAGCUGCUUUUAUACAAUCUGUAUUGUAAAAUGUGUUUUAUAAAGAAAGAUGACUUGACUAUUGUAUUUGCGUGACAUAUAGUAUUGCAAUAAAUGUGAAAAGCAGGGU
This is a messenger RNA of Pimephales promelas (fathead minnow), 2591 nucleotides long. The record is from RefSeq and is a predicted model, not a curated record. NCBI's taxonomy places the organism in Eukaryota, Metazoa, Chordata, Actinopteri, Cypriniformes, Leuciscidae.